AGGUUUUUUACCACCAUGAUGCAUAUCAUUUCGAGAUCAGGACUAAUUGUAAUCUUGGUGAUAGGAACAGCGGUUCCAAGCGAAUCAACUACUGAUCCGCUUACUAUACCCCAAUCAAAGUUGAACCUUCAAAGGCAACAAUCUGAAUCACAAUUUGAGGCACAAUCCCAAUCCCAAUCGCAAUCACAAUCGCAGUCGCAGUCGCAAUCUAAUGUCCAAAAUUGGAAUGCAGAAAUCAAGAGCCAGCAAAAUGAUCAAACACAGUCACAGUCCAAUGCUCAAUCUGAAUCACAACGACAGUCACAGUCACAGGCACAAGAUCAAUCCCAAUAUCAACGACAAGCUCUACUAAACAUUGGACAUCAAAAUGAUGAUGAAAAUAAAUAUCAACCAAAUCAGUCAGCAAACGAAUACAUAUAUAGGAUCAAACUUGAUGCCAAUCUAGAAGAAAAAUUAUGGAACUUAGCAUUAGCCCUAGUAAAAGCACAGAAUAGUGCAGUUUCGUGGAAAGAUUCACAAGCGGAUACACAAUUUAGGAUUCGGGAUCAGACUGAAGUUUAUAGGAGGUACAAAACUUUGGCAGAAGCAGAGGCUAAAACAGAAGCUAAGGCUCAAGCUGUAUGCAAAUAUUUGAGAGAAGGCCGGGCUCGAGCAGAAAUAAGGGCCCAACGUCAAAAAGCGUAUUUAGGACGUCUUCAGGCUGAAGUAAAAUUUUUCAAAGAAGCUGAGGAUAAGGCUAAAGCACAAGUCGUGGCUCACCAAUCGGCUCUGCAACUGAACCUGCCUGCAGCUUUUACACAGGAACAGGCUGUAAGCCGGAAGCAAUACUUGAGAGAGAUCCUUGCCCAAGCUAAAGUUCGCAGUCAAGCUCAAGCUCAGGCUCAAGCUCAGGCUCAAGCACAAGCUGAAUAUUUAAGAGAAGUCCAGGCUCAGAAUCAAGUACAGAGGCAAGUGGAAUCACAAACUCUUUCAAAAUACAAAAACCUUGACCCCAAUUCAGCUUCAAAAAAUAUUAAAAACUAUCAAGACUCUCAAGAUGAAGGAUUAGAAGAACAACCACGAUCUGAUAGUUCGUUUGAUACUGAAUAUUUUCGAACGAAGAAAAAGUUGGCCGGAUUAAGAGACAGGAGAGUGUCAGAUUGCAGUCGGUGCAGUAAUCCCCCAAAAUACUUUAUUUCUCAAGCUGACAUCGAAAUGGCUGCUAAGCUAACUACGGUUGAUUUAAUCCAUAAAAACGGAUAUCCUGUAGAGACCCAUGUUGUACAAACUAGUGAUGGCUACAUACUCGGCCUCCAUCGUAUUCCGCGGCCAGGGGCGCAGCCUAUUGUCCUCGUCCACGGUUUGAUGAGCAGCUCCGCAGUUUGGGUAGAAAUGGGUCCUUCGGAUGGUCUAGCCUACAUCCUGUAUCGGAAGGGUUACGACGUCUGGAUGCUGAAUACCCGAGGCAACAUCUAUUCUCGGGAGCACUCGAGAGGGCGAUUGAGCGAUAAAGAAUACUGGGACUUUUCUUUCCACGAGAUUGGCAUUUACGAUAUUCCUGCAGCCAUCGAUUACAUUCUGUUUGCAACGGAUAAGCCAAAAGUCCAGUACAUUGGCCACUCCCAAGGCUGCACUGCAUUCUUUGUGAUGGGCAGCGAAAAGCCUGAGUAUAUGAGUAAGGUAACACUUAUGCAGGCUCUGUCUCCAACAGUUUACAACGAGGGAAACCGCAGUCCUGUUUUAAAGCACCUUGGCUUAUUAAAAGGAGGCUUUUCGAUGCUAUUGAAUCUUUUCGGUGGCUAUUCGAUUUCUCGCACAACUCAGCUCAUCAAACAAUUCCACAAAUACAUCUGCACUGCAACGAGGAUAACCAGUAAAAUUUGUGCUAUCUUCGACUAUGUGGUAUGCGGCUUCAACUGGAAGAGCUUCAAUGAGACCCUAAGCCCCAUCGUAGAGGGCCACUCAUCGCAGGGUACCGCUGCCAAGCAGCUCGUCCACUACGGCCAGUUGCAAGGAACCAUCAACUUCCAGCGUUACGACUACGGUUUUCUGAUAAACCGCAUGCGCUACCAGAAUCGCUAUCCUCCACAGUAUAAUCUCUCGGCUGUGAACUGCAAGGUUGCACUGCAUCAUGGUGAUGGCGACUGGUUGGGAUCCGCAUCAGAUGUGCAGAGGCUGCAGCAGAGCCUGCCCAACGUCAUUCAGUCCAGAAAGGUGCCCUUUGAUGCCUUUGCCCAUUUUGACUUUACACUCGCAAUGAAUGUCCGACCUUUGGUCUAUGACAGUGUUGUAAACACUUGCUCGAAUCAAGGCUAUUAAUAAAUGUACCCACGAUUGGGCUUUUUUUCCAAUAGAAAAUAAGAUAAUAAGAUAAGACAAUAAUAAGACUAUACAUUCCUUACUACUUUCAGGUAUUCAAAAAUAAAUUGUAUUAAAGACUUA
This is a messenger RNA of Drosophila ananassae, 2421 nucleotides long. RefSeq lists its product as uncharacterized. Bases 16 to 2298 code for a protein of 760 amino acids. The transcript is spliced from 4 exons. Lineage: Eukaryota; Metazoa; Arthropoda; Insecta; Diptera; Drosophilidae. The record is from RefSeq and is a predicted model, not a curated record.